Molecule: messenger RNA, 1411 nt
Organism: Drosophila rhopaloa
Lineage: Eukaryota; Metazoa; Arthropoda; Insecta; Diptera; Drosophilidae
Product: phosphoglycerate mutase 2
Exons: 4
Coding region: 416-1204 (262 amino acids)
Biological process (GO): glycolytic process
Molecular function (GO): intramolecular phosphotransferase activity
Source: RefSeq, a predicted model, not a curated record
CGUUUUAACUCAUUAUUAUCACACAACAAAAACAAGUACAAAAAUUUCAGUUAAAGUUAUAGUUAUUGAUUUUCCCAGUCGAUCCGAAAUUGAGCGUAAAACCCAGCAAAUCAGCUGUUCGGCGGCUACGACAACAAAACAAUUAUAUACCGCCGCAGCCGCAACAAAAAAAAAAAAAAAAAACAAAAAGCAACUGCGCCGCGAUAAAAUUGUUUGCCAAUAAGAAUCGGGCUUAGUGCGAGGUGGCAUCCGAAAGAUACAGGAACGUGGCUGCAGCUGCACCAGGAAAAUACCAUGGUUUUCUUCAAGUUCUUGAAGAGCAAACUGUAACGUAUAUAUAUACAAAAACACAACAGAUCGAAAAAGAUACGAAAGAUACAAAGUCAGAUACUACACAACCCGCGGGAAUAACAAUAUGCGCGAAAUUCAGGCCUCCCAAUUUAUGACGAAGACAAAUCGUUUGGUGGUUUUACGGCAUGGCGAAAGUGAUUUUAAUAUAGAGAACAAAUUCUGUGGCUGGCACGAUGCGCCAUUAAGCGAGUUUGGCAUCCAGGAGGCUUUGACGGUGGCGAUUCCCGCACUUGAACAGUCGCAGCUAGAAUUCGACGUGGUCUAUUCAUCCGUAUUAAGCAGAUCCCGGCAAACUGCCGAGUUGGUCCUCUGCAAAUUGAACUGUGCCUAUGUGCCAAUAAAAGAAGACUGGCGGCUGUGCGAACGGCACUACGGAGAUCUGACUGGUUACAAGAAGCGUAAGAUAGCCGAUCGCUAUGGGGAGCAGCAGGUUCAGGCCUGGAGACGAGGAUACGACUGCGUUCCACCGCCCAUCGAGGAGAGCAACCGCUACUACUACACCAUCUGCAGCAAUCCCAUAUUCGAUGAUGUUCCCCCCGGAAAGUUCCCGCUCUCGGAAUCCCUGCACAUGUGCGUCGACCGGGUGGAGCCCGCCUGGAAUGAGGUGAAGCAGGAGGUGCUCAAGGGCUCCCGGGUGCUGAUGUGCGUCCACGGAACUGUGGCCCGCGCCCUCGUUCAGCACAUCGAAGGAAUCUCCAACGAGGCCAUUGAAAAGGUCAACAUUCCGAACUGCGUGCCACGCGUCUACGAGUUCGACUUAAAUUCGGGAGGCUUGAUUGGCUCCGCCAUCAACCUGGGCGACCAGGAAUAUAUCAGGCGGAAAACUGCCCAGGUGGCAGCCAUUGGCGACUGAUUGUGGAGAACUCCAUUCGACUUUUGUGAGAUUGAACCCCGAUAUAAUAUAAAUGUGCCCUUAACUUGAGCCCCAUUUGCAAAAUUGUUUGCCUUUGCUGCUUUAAGUCCGAGGAAUUCGGCUGUUAAGGACAUUAUAACUUUAAUUUAUUUGUCUAAAAACCAUCUGAUAUUUCGGCCAAAAAUAUACAAUUUAUACAACUAAAAA